AUGCGACCGUACUCGAGUUACAACAAGGGUCGUCACUACAUACUCACCGUCAUCGAUGUGUUGAGCAAGUACGCGUGGACCGUGCCGCUCAAGAGCAAGGGCGGAAGCGAGACCGUUAACGCUAUCGCUGAAAUAAUUCGAGAGAACGGAAAUAUUACACAAAUGCGGAACAUCCGGAAAGAUGGUCUAAUAUAUCACGUGAAGACAAAGCAUAACAAUGAUGAACGUUUCAAGUCUAAUAAGGAUCUAUAUACUGGAGGUGUAUCAUACAAAUGCGGAACGUGUAAUAAAGCUAUCGCCGAAAGACUCUUGGACACGGUGUACAGCGCGAUAAAGAUCGCUGGUCCCGCAAAAUUUAAAGUAGGCGACGCGGUACGCGUGAGCAAGUACAAGACGAUCUUUGAGAAGGGUUACACGCCAAAUUGGACCACGGAGGUGUUUCAAAUCGUCAAAAUACAGAAAACUAAUCCCGUGACAUAUCUUCUGGAAGAUUACCGCGGAAAACCGGUCGCUGGAGGAUUCUACGAGCACGAGUUGCGUCGCGUCGCUAAUCCCGACGUGUAUCUCGUGGAGAAAGUACUGCGUAAGAAAGGAGACAAGGUGUACGUCAAGUGGCUGGGAUUCGAUGGAUCGCACAAUUCAUGGAUAAAUAAAAACGAUGUCGUUUAA
Molecule: messenger RNA, 669 nt
Organism: Cyphomyrmex costatus
Lineage: Eukaryota; Metazoa; Arthropoda; Insecta; Hymenoptera; Formicidae
Exons: 2
Coding region: 1-669 (222 amino acids)
Molecular function (GO): nucleic acid binding
Source: RefSeq, a predicted model, not a curated record